This is a messenger RNA of Didymosphaeria variabile, 930 nucleotides long. RefSeq lists its product as uncharacterized. The transcript has 2 exons. Lineage: Eukaryota; Fungi; Ascomycota; Dothideomycetes; Pleosporales; Didymosphaeriaceae. Gene Ontology annotation, molecular function: transmembrane transporter activity. Gene Ontology annotation, biological process: transport. Bases 1 to 930 code for a protein of 309 amino acids. The record is from RefSeq and is a predicted model, not a curated record.
AUGUCCGCAGAUUUCUGGGCCGGUUACAUUUCAGGUGCUGCAGGCAUCCUCAUCGGGAACCCCUUGGACCUCGUGAAAACACGUCUGCAAGCGGGAAACGCAGCGCCCAAUGCCGAGCCUGUGACUGCUGGUACAGGCCCCGCUACUGCCACUGCUACCCUGCAUCCACCAUGGAGCUUCAGACAGCACUUUGAAAGCGCGGGAACACUGGUCAAGGGCACCACAGCGCCCCUCCUCGGAUACGGCGCUCUAAACGCGAUCCUCUUUGUAACCUACAACCGCACCCUCACAGCGCUCCACGACUCCCCAGAGCUCCCAGCUUCUUUCGCAAAGGUUUGGUGUGCUGGUGCCGCCGGAGGACUCGCGUCCUUUGUGAUCAGCGCGCCAACAGAGUUGGUCAAAUGCCGCGCCCAAGUCGCAACCGAUCAAGCUACCAGUUCGUGGACGGUGGCUAGGGAUGUGUGGAGGCGAGAAGGAAUACGUGGGCUUUACUACGGCGGCGGCAUAACAAGCGUACGUGAUGCGUUUGGGUACGGGUGGUACUUCUGGACGUAUGAAUGGAGCAAGCAAGCCGUGAGCUCGCCGACAGACACGGACAGAGAGACGGCUAUCAAAGUGCUCCUCUGCGGCGGAUUGGCAGGCGUAGUGACCUGGGCGUCCAUCUUCCCGCUUGAUGUUAUCAAGACGCGCGUCCAGACCCAGCUAUUGAACGCACCGUCGCAUGAACUGGGCGAGAGGGAAGCGUUGCUGCAUCGCGAGACACAUGGCAAGCGACUCAGUACACUCGAGGUGGCUCGAAAAGCCUACCAAGCGGAGGGAGCGGGAGUCUUCUUUCGGGGGCUCGGCAUCUGUAGUAUACGCGCCUUUGUCGUGAACGCGGUCCAGUGGGCUGUAUAUGAAUGGAUGAUGCGCCUAUUACGGCAACCUUGA